Messenger RNA from Molossus molossus (Pallas's mastiff bat), 1287 nucleotides. RefSeq names its product transmembrane protein 79 (gene TMEM79). Gene Ontology annotation, biological process: regulated exocytosis. The transcript has 4 exons. Bases 106 to 1284 code for a protein of 392 amino acids. Gene Ontology annotation, cellular component: trans-Golgi network membrane; lysosomal membrane. The record is from RefSeq and is a predicted model, not a curated record. NCBI's taxonomy places the organism in Eukaryota, Metazoa, Chordata, Mammalia, Chiroptera, Molossidae.
CAGCAGGGAGCUGGGCAGCUCCUUCUCCGACACUGGGGACCCUCCACCUCUCUUCAGAUGGAAAUGACAUGACCUCAGGAUAGACUCCAGAACUGAGGCCCCAGAAUGACAGAACCCGAAACCCUGACCCUGCUGGAAGUGAAGAGGCCUGAGGCCCCUGAGAAGAGCCCACCCCAGACCUUGGUCCCCAAUGGCCGGCAGCCAGAAGGGGAAGGUGGGGCUGAGUUGCCUGGUGCUGAGUCCUCUAGAGUGGGGUCUUCAGCUGGAUCUCCCACAGCAGAAGAGGGGACUGAAGAUGGCCUAGACAGCACAGUAAGCGAGGCUGCCACCUUGCCCUGGGGGGCUGGCCCUCAGCCCAGUGCCCUGUUUCCAGAUCCCCCUGGCUGGCGGGACAUUGAGCCCGAGCCCCUUGAAUCAGAGCCACUCAGCAAACUAGAGGAGUUGCCUGAAGAUGAUGCCAACCUGUUGCCUGAGAAGGCGGCCCGGGCCUUCGUGCCCAUUGACCUACAGUGCAUUGAGCGAAGGCCCCAGGAGGAACUUGCUGUACGCUGUGAGGUGGGCGAGGGCGAGCGCCGCCGAACCUUCCUGCCCACCCGAACCACCCAACCUGAGCCCUCUGAGCGCAAGUGGGUCGAGGCUGUGGCAAGGCCCAGCCACUCCUGUGGGAGCUGCAGGAGCUGUGGAGGUCACGAGGGGUUGAAGGCCGUGGCCUCUGUGGGAGCCGCUCUUGUCCUCUUCCCUUGCCUGCUGUAUGGGGCAUACACCUUCCUGCCCUUCGAUGCCCCUCGGCUACCCACCAUGAGUUCCCGCCUUGUCUACACGCUGCGCUGCGGAGUCUUUGCCACCUUCCCCAUCGUGCUGGGGCUCCUGGUGUAUGGGCUGAGUCUGUUGUGCUUUUCUGCUCUGCGACCCUUUGGGGAGCCACGGCGGGAGGUGGAGAUCCAUCGGCAGUAUGUGGCCCAGUCAGUCCAGCUGUUCAUCCUCUACUUCUUCAACCUGGCUGUGCUUUCCACCUACCUGCCCCAAGAUACCCUCAAGCUGCUCCCUCUGCUCACUGGCCUCUUUGCGGUCUCCAGGUUGAUAUACUGGCUGACCUUUGCUGUGGGCCGCUCAUUUCGAGGCUUUGGCUAUGGCCUGACAUUCCUGCCCCUGCUGUCCAUGCUAGUGUGGAACCUCUACUACAUGUUCGUGGUGGAGCCGGAGCGCAUGUUCACUGCCACGGAGAGCCGCCUGGACUACCCUGACUACGCCCGCUCAGACUACAGGUCCCGCCCCUGGGGCUGAGCC